Molecule: messenger RNA, 864 nt
Organism: Musa acuminata subsp. malaccensis (wild Malaysian banana)
Lineage: Eukaryota; Viridiplantae; Streptophyta; Magnoliopsida; Zingiberales; Musaceae
Product: RING-H2 finger protein ATL74
Biological process (GO): protein ubiquitination
Molecular function (GO): transferase activity
Source: RefSeq, a predicted model, not a curated record
AUGGCUGCCGUAACAUGUGUUGGCUGUAACAUGAAAGAUCAAGCAAGUGGUUUGGCCAAAAUAUCUCGCUUAAUCGUGCAAACCAAAGGUCUGCAGUCACCGGCAGCAGUGGGUUCCGGCAGAAGCAAUUCAGAGCAUCACUCCCCGAGAAGACUAUUCGGAGAGGGAUCAGUGAGAGAAAGGCUGAAGCUGCUCGGCGAGUUCCUGGGGACGCCACCGACCGCGGCCAACGGGACCAGGCAGCACGCCACCCGGAACAAUGGCGGCGGCACCGCCAGCUUUGACACCAACAUGGUCUUCAUCCUCGCGGCGCUGCUGUGCGCCCUGGUGUUCGCGCUCGGGCUGAACUCCGUGGUGCGGUGCGCUCUUCGGUGCGGCCGGCGGGUGGUAUUCGAGAACCCCGAGGAGGUCUCUUCGAGGCUGGCGGCGACGGGGCUCAAGAAGCGGUCGCUCCGCCGCAUCCCGGUGGCCGUGUACGGCUCGGGGGCCGACUUCCCGGCCACCGAAUGCCCCAUAUGUCUCGGCGAGUUCGCCGACGGGGAGAAGGUCCGGGUACUCCCCAGGUGCCACCACGGGUUCCAUGUCAGGUGCAUCGACAAGUGGUUGGCUUCGCACUCGUCGUGCCCGACUUGCCGGCAGUCGCUGCUAGAUCAUGGCGGAGGCGAUGGCGUCGGUGGACAUGUCAUGGAAUCGCCUCAUCCGUGAUCAUGCAAAUGAUGAUGAUGGUGGUCAUGAUGAUGACACGAAGGCACCGCUUGAUGGCAGCACGUGUCGUGUCAUUUCCUGUCACCCUACUUGGUCCCCAUUUUGGCCGAAAAUGAACGUUAUGUCAUUUACAUAUCUAACAAUCAUCUUUUGCUACCA